Messenger RNA from Trypanosoma theileri, 837 nucleotides. RefSeq lists its product as uncharacterized. The record is from RefSeq and is a predicted model, not a curated record. The annotation marks the transcript as partial. The transcript has a single exon. NCBI's taxonomy places the organism in Eukaryota, Euglenozoa, Kinetoplastea, Trypanosomatida, Trypanosomatidae.
AUGAGGGUGCUGCAACGUGCGUUGUGUUUUUUUGCUUUCCUGCUGAGUGUUGCCUCUCUCUGCGUGUCCACCAGUGGGGCUGCUGCACCUCCUGAAGCUGAGUCGGAUACUCGUUGCCCUUCUGAUUCUGGGCUUGAAUGUCCUCCUGGUGGUCCUGCACCUGGUGUUCAUCCCCCUGCACCUGGCGUUCAUCCACCACCACCAUCUAUUCCUGAUUCUGCUGGUCCUUGUCCUGAAGGUUCUGAAUCUUCUGAUCCUAAUGCUUGUCGUCGUGGUGGAGGUGGCGGUGGCCCACAUCCUACUACUGGUGGUCCUUCUCCUGGUCAAGGUGCUCCUGGUGCUGCUUGUCCUGAAGCUGGAGCCGGUGAUUCCAAUGGCGGUACUUGUAAUCCUUCUUCGUCUUCUUCUGUUGGUGUUGGUGUUGCUGGUCCUGGCACUCAUCCGCAACCUGCCGCAAGAGACUCUGCAUCACUUACACAUGAAGACGCUCCUCAAGGUGCACAAAGAUCCCAAGAUUCUAUCAGUGAACGCGAUCCUGCAGAAACUGCUGCCGAACCUCCUGCAGGCGCUUCUGGCGAAGCUGCUCCUUCUGGUCCAGCUGCUGGUCCUUCCAUUACAUCUUCCUCACCAGGUGAUGGGAGCAGUAGUGAAUCUUCAAGUGUUGGUCAAACUGAAAGCGCAACAACAUCAACUUCUACUUCUCCCACUAAUUCGUCCACAGAGAGUACCGGUGAUUCUGAUGGUGGAACGACUGAAAACGGCAUUACACCUGCAGGGAGUGAGUCAGUAAAUACCCCAAGUGAUGCUGAUAGCACAGAUACAACCACCACCACCACC